Molecule: messenger RNA, 3619 nt
Organism: Delphinapterus leucas (beluga whale)
Lineage: Eukaryota; Metazoa; Chordata; Mammalia; Artiodactyla; Monodontidae
Product: KIAA1328 ortholog
Source: RefSeq, a predicted model, not a curated record
GCCACGCCGCCGGGACACAGCGACUCCACCGCCCGGACCCUCCCGCCCCGCCGGGGCCGGCUGCGUAAGCGGGGGCGGGCCUCUGCGCAGUGCGGCCAAUCGGGACCGGGCCUGGAGGCCGGGGUUGGACGGCCUCGGCGGGACGCCCUGAGUGGCGGUUGUUUCAAGAUGGCGGACGUGGCGGGCCACUCCAGACCCGGCGCGGCGGCGUUCUGGAGCCGCGACUUUUCUGAUGAAGAACAGUCAGUAGUGUAUGUUCCAGGAAUUUCUACAGAAGGAAAUAUCAGAUCAAGACACAAGAUGGUGAAUCCAAAAGCUGAUGUUAAACUUAAGACUUCCAGGGUGACUGCUACUUCAGUCUCCAUGGAGUCUUUAAAAGGUGCAGGGGAUUCAGUAGAUGGACAGAAUUUCUGCAGGGGAGGAAUAAAGAGUGCAUCAUUGAAGGAUUUAUGUCUUGAAGACAAAAGACGCAUUGCAAACUUAAUUAAAGAACUGGCCAGAGUAAGUGAGGAAAAGGAAGUAACAGAAGAAAGACUCAAAGCUGAGCAGGAAUCAUUUGAGAAGAAGAUCAGGCAGUUGGAAGAACAGAAUGAACUGAUCAUAAAAGAAAGGGAAGCUCUUCAGCUACAGUAUAAAGAAUGCCAAGAACUUCUAAGCCUCUAUCAGAAAUAUCUAUCAGAACAGCAGGAGAAGCUUACUGUGUCUCUCUCAGAACUUGGUGCUGCUAAAAUUCAGGAACAACAGGUAUCCGAUAGGAAAAGCACUCUCUGGUCUUCAUCUGUGGAACUGGAUGGUUCCUACUUGAGUGUAGCCAAACCACAAACCCACACUCAAACCGAGCAAAGGCCUAAGUCUGCAAAUCAGGACUCAGCUUCAGAAUCCCUUGCGGAAUUUAGGAAUAAUUCUUUGAAACAAGCAGCCCUUCAUUAUCCCAAAGAGGAUGUGGACAAGGUGCCAUCAGAGACCAGAACAUGUAAUUAUGGAUCCCCAGGGAAAAAACUAGUAGAUGCAGUCCCUACAGAGAAAGUUCCACCAGAGGACCUGAACAUGAAGGAAUGCCAACACCUUAAGGCUACUCCACCUAGUCAGUGUUGUGGUCAUAGACUUUCUGAAAAUGCGGAUCAUGUUCGUGAGAGCCAUCCGACAAACAUGGUCCCUGAAUAUUCCAAGGCACAUCUGGAAUCAUGCAGGUAUUGUGGGCUUUCCUGGACAUCUUUGAUGCGUGGCCAAGGGGCACUGCAGCCUAGUGAAACUGAUGUCAAAAAGCAGCUCUCAGAAGAUAGAAGGCAGCAACUCAUGCUUCAGAAAAUGGAGCUGGAAAUUGAAAAGGAACGCCUUCAGCAUCUACUGGCCCAGCAGGAGACAAAACUACUCCUAAAGCAGCAGCAGCUUCAUCAGUCUCGACUGGACUAUAACUGGUUAAGAACUCAAGCUGUAUUUAAGUCAAGAGAACUGGUUGCUAAUAAAGACAUUACUAAACCCCGAGAGCUGAGGCUGGAUAUGAGUGAGAGUGGCUCUGGACCAAGUUUAUUGAAGUCAAAAUGUGAUGGCUGGACACUUGGAACAUCAUCAUCCAGCAAAAAGUACCAAGACUUCACUAAUAAUGGAGAGAAUAGAAGGGAGAAGAAGACAGUUGGGUUUCAGUCACAUAUGGAAGAUGAUGCCCUGUGGACAGGUCAAAAGAAAGAUGCAUAUCAACCCCAAAGAGGGACAAUGGCAGAAGUUAGAAAAGAUGCAUCCACAUCUCCUAUGACAACAGGAAGCCAAAAGGAGCUUGUAAUCACAACCACAGCAUCAUUGCAACAUGACACCCCCCGGUAUGAGACAUCUCUAUUGGAUUUGGUUCAAUCUCUGAGUCCCAAGACUGCUUCCAAACCUCGGCCCCAUCGCUCCAGAGAAGCUGGGUCAUGGCACCACAGUACUUGCCUACUCAGUCCUCUGAAAUCAACCUGGAACAAGACCGGGGCAGGCAGGACCCCUGAAGACCUGGAGGAGGAUCAAAUUCUGGAAGAUAUCUUUUUCAUUUGACACUGAAGCACAUGCUGCAAAAUUUCCGUCAGAAAUGAGUGGGUGUUUUUAUAUACUGAUCCAGGAUUUUUAAUUAUUUGACUGCAACGUAAUUGUGUCUCUCCUUUCACAGGGAGGGACCUAUCUCACUAGCAUCCUGUUACGUGUCGAAUAUAGAAAUCAUUCUAACAACCCAGGGUGUUUCUGAUCAGACCAAUCAGUAGAUAACACAUUAAGGACGGAUGGGGGUGGAGGACAGUAACUUUUCUAUGCCAAGCAGAGGUUAGAACAUUAACAUAGGACACUUUCUGCAUGGCAGAGGCCUUUGCAUAAUCAGCCUCAUUCAAGAGUGUUUCCUUCUCAAUAUUUUGCUGGAAAAGGUUGGCUCUCUUUUGUACACAAGGAAAACCUUUCCAUUGAGAGAUCCCUCUAGUUUAAACGUAGCCCCUUUGUAACAUAAGCAAUUUCAGAAAGAUAGACCCUUUUACCUCUCCACCCUGUUUUCUUACCACCUACCUCUUUCUAAGUCAGUCAGUUAAUUCUGAGGUUAGAGUUGGUGGUGCCUCUCCCAUCACAAGCAACACUGAGGGCCAAUUGUGAGUCAGUCUCAGCAGUCAUCAGCCUGGCCGCUGCCCACCCUAUAACAAAAGGGCUUAAUGAGCUAGAGGGAGGCCCUCCCAACCCUUAGAAACCAGCAUUAGAUUACACAAGCGAGUACUGCCCUAGGGGAGGCACUGGCCUGAAAUGCUUGUCCUAUGGUCGGCCAUUUCCCCGGGUAAAUAAGAGCACUCUCUCAGUAUUUUUUCUUGCCCCAGGUGUCUGUUUUACUCACCCUGGCUAACUUCCCGUCAGCUGCUACAGGCUGACAGACUUCCCCUGGCCUCCCCUCUCUCCCCAUGUGGAGCCAAGGCCCUGAUUGACCAGGCCUUGCACAUGCUCUGCUCAAGACCACUGUCUCAUGGCCCCAAAGAACCACCUCCACUUGGCGGAUAAUGUUCCACCACCCCACGCAGAGUCUCCCCCUUUCUCCCACUGGGCCUCACAGAGAAAGCCUGUGGAAGAAGUACACUCCAAACGUACUCUCUCUGCUCUCCUGUUCGGCAGGGCUCUUGAGAUGGGUCCCUCAGCUUACAGUGGGCUCUAGAGGCCUCUCAAGCUUAUGGGCAGUAUGACGAGCCUGGUAGAGCCAGUGAGUUUAAAACUUUCCAGUCACUGGAAGCCAGGGGAAGAUAUGCAUCACUUGAUGACUUUAUUUGGUGUGGAGCGUGUUGCUUUUUUCUCUCUCCCUUUCACCAACCCCUGGCCUGUCAGUAGCUAACGUCAGACCAUGCGGGGCAGCCGGCACUUAGUGAGACUGCACGGCUUCCCUGAAGUCUUUAUCAAAACUAGAUUACUUCAGCCUACAAGAGCCUUCUGGAGCAACUUCCUUGUCUGGGUAAAUCCAAAUCUCAUUGUCUCUUCAGACUGAGGCCCUGUCACCUCCGCCCAACCUUCCUUCACUUGGGUCUUUUUGUUCUUUGGAGGAGAGAAGAAUAUAGCCUACCAAUACCAUAUUCUUUUUUUUUUUUUUAUCUUUAUUGGGGUAUAAUUGCUUUACAAUAGUGUGUUAGUU